CAAAUAUUUUUUUUGACAAUUUUGACAAGAGAAAUGUCUGAUUAACUACGAACAUAUCGACGUUUUUUCAAUAUCUACGUUGAUAGUAAAGGAAUUUUAAACAUACACUCAUACAGCGCAUUACACGUCAAGAUGUUGGACGAGAAACUGUUACAAGAAAGACUGGCACAGUUCAACCCCGAACCGUUGGUUGAAAUUAACGAAACCAAGACCAAAGAGGAUAUCGAAAGUUAUGUGAACAAAGAUGACGAGAAUAACAUCGACUUGGCCAAAACUAAUUUUUUGGACGUUUUAAACAGCGAGGACAUCAAGAAAUCCUGUGAGAGUAUUAUAAGAAAGUACGGCGUAGGCACUUGCGGCCCCAGAGCUUUUUACGGUACAACCGAUGUUCAUUUGGAGCUAGAAGAACGUAUUGCCGAGUUUAUGUGUAUGGAAGAAGCCAUCGUGUACUCGUACGGAUUCGUGGCUAUAUCGAGCUCCAUCGCGGCCUACUGCAAGAGAAAAGACAUAGUUUUCGUGGACAAAGAGGCGAAUUUUCCAAUCCAACAGGGCCUGACCGCGGCUCGAUCCAACGUGGUGUAUUUCGACCACAACGAUCCCGACAGUUUCCGAAAGGAGGCCCAAAAAGUCGCCGAGAAGGAAAAAAAUAAGAAACCUGCGAGGAAAUUCUUGAUCGUCGAAGGUGUGUCUUGGAAGACCGGCAAAGUCCUACCCUUGGAGGAAUUUCUAAGAGUAGCAGAGGAAUUUAAGAUGAGGGUUUUCCUGGAAGAAACGUACUCCGUUGGCAUAUUCGGCGACCACGGCAGAGGCCUCACUGAACACUUCGAUAUCGACCCCACCCGCAUAGACAUGAUCAUUGCCACUUUAGAAUCGGCAAUAGGCUCCAUCGGGGGAUUCUGUGCCGGAUCGCAAACGGCCAUCGAGCACCAGAGACUCUCCGGUUCCGGUUAUAUUUUCUCCGCGUCGUUGCCCACUUAUCUUGUCCAAGCCUGUUUGGAAUCCUUAAAGGUUAUGGGGGAGAAGCCGAAACAGCUGAGAGCUCUGGCGGAAGAAUUCCACGAUUUUCUAAAAGAAACCUGCAAGUUUAAAGUUAUAAGCGAUUCGCAGUCAGCAUUCAAGGUGUUCACAGUCACAGAUGAAGAUCGCAGGGUGGAGACGGAGACGAAGAUUUGGGAGUUCUGUAAGGAGAACAAGGUGCAUUUUCUCAGGAACGACGUUGGGUUGGUUGUGAAUCUGAACGUGGCAUUGCGUGACGAUAAGCAGAGGCUAGAGAAGGUGUACGAUGUAUUGAAGAGAGCUGCUACCUUGUAAUUGUAGUUUAUCGCACUCUUUUUAUAUUUAUUGAAAAAAAGUACAAUGUUAUUUCAUAAAAAUUCCAUAUUAUACCGAUUUUAGGUGUCUACGUUAUAUAUAAUAGAUUUUGUUGUUAAUAAAUUAGUUUUUUUUAAA
Molecule: messenger RNA, 1449 nt
Organism: Anoplophora glabripennis (Asian longhorned beetle)
Lineage: Eukaryota; Metazoa; Arthropoda; Insecta; Coleoptera; Cerambycidae
Gene: Spt-I
Product: serine palmitoyltransferase 1
Exons: 3
Coding region: 133-1311 (392 amino acids)
Biological process (GO): ceramide biosynthetic process; sphingosine biosynthetic process
Cellular component (GO): endoplasmic reticulum
Molecular function (GO): pyridoxal phosphate binding; serine C-palmitoyltransferase activity
Source: RefSeq, a predicted model, not a curated record